Molecule: messenger RNA, 2776 nt
Organism: Vitis vinifera (wine grape)
Lineage: Eukaryota; Viridiplantae; Streptophyta; Magnoliopsida; Vitales; Vitaceae
Product: protein DA1-related 1
Exons: 14
Coding region: 1076-2542 (488 amino acids)
Molecular function (GO): ubiquitin binding
Source: RefSeq, a predicted model, not a curated record
GCUGAGCCCCUGAACACGAUCAAAAUUGAAACAGUGCGCACAAGACCGUCCAUAUCUAUCACAAGGAAAGAUGGGGGCUCCAGGGAAAAGACAAAAUGGGUGGGCAAAACAGCCAUAUCAUGGGGAGGCGGCUUUCUAUGGUACAAAUUAUUUUGUAAGAGACUAGCAGUCAAAUUUAGAUGAUGGUAAAAGACACAAGCCUUGGGUGCUUGUUUCAGCGGAAGGGAGGUUCAGGCUAGAAUGGGGUGGGUGCGGUGGGCCAUAUGAAAAUGCUUUGUUAUAAGGAACUGCUUUCACCGUACUGGCUUCACCAAUGUUCAAAACAAGGAAAGAAUAAUAAAUAAAUACAAGUAUCGCCUGAACUGGAACAUCAAGGAGUCCAGCAAACAACGUCUGAACGUCAGACUCAUCAUGGGGUACUUAAUAGAAAAAACCCCAUUGAUCAAUGAAAAGGCGAGAGCAUGAUGAAUUAAGACACGGGGCAGGGAUCAUUGCAGUGCAUGGAAGUUCCUAUUUUCUUCUUCAAAAUAAGUUGAUUGAAAGAUAUGCAGUUAACUAGCCAAUUCAUUUUAAUUUUCAGAAAAUAAACAAGAGAUCAGUAGUUUGUCAAUUGUCACUAAGAGGUACGGACGCGAGGAAGAGGGAGAGAGUGGCAAAGCAGUGAAGACUUUUUGUCUCCACGAAGACGAAGACUUUGGGUUUUUUGACGCCUGGUGAAUUGGUAGUGGAGAAAUGGAAAGAAAAUGGACCCACAUGCAAAAAACGAAAAAGAAAAGAGAGAAAGUGUUACAGUUGUUGAUGCCCCUUUCCUCGGUCCUUCUGGUGGUUUUUAGGAAGGUAAGAUGAAGAAGCCACAAAUAAAACUUCAACUCUUGCAUUUUUCUUUCCUGCCCUUUUAGCGUGGAUGUGCGAAGGAUCCAAUUAAGGGUAUCAGGGAGACUAUCUACUCAGCUCUUUAAUCUUUCCUUGCUUACUUUGCCUUCAAGCCAUUUCUGGGAUCGACCGGAUUCCAUUUUGUCUGCAGAUUCUUACAGGCAAGAUUUUGCUAGCCCACAAGGGAAUAACAUUUGUCCUUAUGGAUUGGAUCAAGAUCCUAGAAGGUUCUGGCCAUAAAAUCUCAGAAGUGCAAUAUCACGGGACAGAUGGGGAUGGCAUAAUUUGGGGAGAGCCUUCAAUUUCAGAGCAUGGUAGGAUGAAAUUCACACUUCAGGGUGCACCCACAGAUUUUGAUGAUCAAGAUAUCGCAGUUGCUAUUGUUCGUUCCAUUGAAGAUUAUGAAGCAGAGGAAGAUAAAAAACUGAAAAAGUUGGUUGAUAAUGAAUCUCAAUUAAAGGAAGAUGAACAACUUGCCAAAGCUCUUCAAGAGAGUUUGAAUAUGGAGUCUCCUCCUCGACGGGAUGCUCGAAAUAUAUUUCAACCUUUGACAUUCUCCUCACUUGGUUUUAGGAUCUGUGCUCGGUGCAACCUUGAAAUUGGUCAUGAAAGACAUUUGAGGCGCAUGGGUGCUGUUUGGCAUCCAGAAUGUUUUCGUUGUCAUGCUUGUGGUCUUCGCAUUUUUGAUCUUGAGUUUUCUGUGUCUGGAAAUCGCCCAUAUCAUGAAUCAUGCUACAAGGAUCAAAAUCAUCCAAGAUGUAACGUUUGCAAGAACUUUAUUCCAUCAAAUGCAGCUGGAGAAACAGAGUAUAGAGCACAUCCUUUCUGGAUGCAAGAGUACUGUCCCUCACAUGAGCAUGAUGGAACUCCUCGGUGUUGUAGUUGUGAACGAACAGAGGUAAGGGACAUUAGGUAUCUAUCACUUGAUGAUGGUAGGAAACUAUGUCUGGAGUGCCUGGACUCUGCUAUCAUGGAUACACUAGAGUGCCAGCCUCUUUACCUUCAAAUACAAGAAUUUUAUGAGGGUUUGAAUAUGAAAGUGGAGCAGCAAAUCCCUCUUCUCUUGGUUGAGAGACAAGCACUAAAUGAGGCCAUGGAGGGAGAAAAGAGUGGACAUCACCUCUUGCCCGAGACUAGAGGACUCUGCCUCUCCGAAGAACAGACUGUUAGCACUAUUUCGAGGAGGCCUAGGAUUAGUACAGGCUAUCGGAUUAUCAACAUGAUGACAGAACCUUGUAGGCUAGUCCGUCGAUGUGAAGUGACAGCAAUUCUUAUUUUGUAUGGGCUCCCGAGAUUGCUGACCGGGACGAUCCUGGCUCACGAGAUGAUGCAUGCAUGGCUCAAACUGAAAGGCUAUCGAAAUCUGAGACAGGAUGUUGAAGAAGGCAUCUGCCAGGUGUUGGCUUAUAUGUGGUUGGAAUCAGAGAUACAUUCAAGCUCUGGUAACAAUGUUUCUUCAGCUUCAACGCCAUCAUCAUCAUCCACAUCAGAGAAGGGUGCACGGUCUCAGUUUGAAAAGAAACUCGGUGAGUUUUUUAAAGAUCAGAUAGAGACAGAUAGUUCACCAGCUUAUGGGGACGGAUUUAGGGCUGGUAACCAAGCAGUGCAGCAGUACGGCCUCAAGAGUACCCUCGACCAUAUUCGGCUGACAGGAAGCUUUCCUUACUGAAAGUCGAUCAAUAACUCCCGCCCCAUUAUCUUCUAGUUUUACAGGACCUAGACCCACAUGAAUUAUAAACAUCACAUGAAGAAAUAAGCAGCUAAAUGUUGCUUCUCGUGACCAAUUGCUGAAUUUUCCGUACUGUGGGCACCACUAUUUUACUAUUUUGCCUAAUAAUUAUUAACAUGUAGUAAAAAAAAUUGGAAUCUAUGAUCAUAUGUGUUUUCCCUUUUUUGUUUGUGA